Closterium sp. Naga37s-1 is the source of this 990-nucleotide messenger RNA. The record is from the annotation of a GenBank genome assembly. NCBI's taxonomy places the organism in Eukaryota, Viridiplantae, Streptophyta, Zygnematophyceae, Desmidiales, Closteriaceae.
AUGCGCUCCUCAGCAAUCUACGCGCAGAACGGUAUCGACUUGGCAGCAGCACAGAAUAUCGCCAUCAGGUCUGUCCCUCUCAUUCCCCUACCACUCCCCCGUCUCUUCCCCCCCUCCCUUCCCCCCUUCUCACUGAUCCUUCUCCCAUUUCCCCUCCCAUCAACCUUCUCAUUCCUCCCUCUCAUUCCCUCAUCUCUUUCCCUUUCACAUCCCAUUCGAACAUCCCGUUUCCUCCUCCGAUUUCUCCCUCCCAUCCACCCUCCCUUUCGCCCUCUCACUCCCCCUCUCAUUUCCCUUCCGAUUCCCCCUCUAAUUCUCCCUUCUCAUUCCCUCCUCUCGUUCCCUCUCUCAUUCCCCCUCUCAUUCCCCCUCUCGUUCCCUCUCUCAUUCCCCCUAUCAUGGCCCCUCUCAUUCCCCCUCUCAUUCCCCCUCUCAUUCCCCCUCUCAUUCCCCCUCUCAUGCCCCUCCCCUCCGCUAAUCCCCGCAGGAGGUAACUACGCGGCAGCAGCACAGCUCACAGUAAAUCGACAUCAGCAGGGUAUCGACUUGGCACCAGCAAAGUGUUUCAACAUCAGGUCUGUCCUUCUCAUUUGCCUCCCAAUCCCCCCUCACCCCGCUUUCAUUCUCCCCACACAUCUCCCCUCCCAUUCUUUCGCUUUCCCCUCCCAUUCCCCCACUCAUUCCCUCUCCCAUCCCCCUCCCAUUCCCCCACUCAUUCCCUCUCCCAUCCCCCUCUCAUUCCCCUUCUUAUUCCCACUUCUCAUUCCCGCUUUCCCCUCCCAUUCCCCUUCUCAUUCCGCCUCUUAUUCGCCCUCCUAUUUCCCCCCUCUCAUUCCCCACUCCCAUUCCCCUCUCCCAUUCCCCCCUCCGAUUCCCCACUCCCAUUGCCCCUCUCAUUCCCCACUCCCAUUUCCCCUCUCAUUCCCCACUCCCAUUCCCCUCACCCAUUUCCCCUUCCAUUUCCUCCACCCUGCUAUGGUCCACCCAUGA